Molecule: messenger RNA, 2191 nt
Organism: Anguilla anguilla (European eel)
Lineage: Eukaryota; Metazoa; Chordata; Actinopteri; Anguilliformes; Anguillidae
Product: acidic mammalian chitinase-like
Exons: 12
Coding region: 737-2167 (476 amino acids)
Biological process (GO): chitin catabolic process; carbohydrate metabolic process
Cellular component (GO): extracellular region
Molecular function (GO): chitinase activity; chitin binding
Source: RefSeq, a predicted model, not a curated record
AGCAGUGAGUGGAAUAGCGUGCUGUUGUCUCUUUGGUGUGGCAUGUGACUUCUGUUCAUAGCACAUGAAGCGGAUGAAAAUCAUCCCUAUGUCCUCCAAUAUCCUCUCUUGUGACUCUUAAAGACAGCCAACCCCAAAAAGCAUUCUGUACAUUAGUCAUAUAUGCCAGUAUGUUAUUCAUAAUGGUAGUGAUUCCUCUAUGAAGAACUAGACUUUCAGAGACGGCCCAGCUGGACCAGAUGUAAGCAACUACACGUUGAAUAUAGAAGAUCACGUUAUUUAUCAAUUUAUUAAUCAAUUAACCGAUUCACCAAUUCAUUAAUAUGGGCCAAUAUUCAGGUAAGGUUUGCACAGGCUUGAACACAUGAAGGGGUGAAUUUUCUGCAGAAUGACCCCAUGCUGGAAGCUGCUGAUAAUCUGUCCUUCAUUCCACAAUCACAGCCCUACAGUCUGUUUACAUAACGAUAAAGAUAAACGCAUCAUCACUGCCAUUUUUACAGGCUAAAGUGAGCAAUAAUGAAAGCAGGUAUCUGGAGUUUUCCCACCUGCCAGCAGGGGUAUGACCUUUAAACCCGGCGUGACCUUUGAACCCCUUUUAUCGUCGGUCUUUAAAGCGCUGGGCAGCGUGCCAUCUCGAAGCAUCUCCCCGCAGCCUUGGACAGAACAAGAGGGAUCGUUACGUUACCCCUGACUCCCUGCAUCCCAGAAAACAAGGCCGAGGUCCUCCACAGAUACCAUGGCUAGGCUUGCAUUGAUCACAGGCUUGGGCCUGGUGAUGUGUCUCAGUGCUGUGUCCUCCACCAAGAUGGCGUGCUACUUCACCAACUGGUCCCAGUACAGGCCCGGGACGGGGCGAUACCUGCCGGCCAACGUGGACCCGCACCUGUGCACCCACCUGAUCUACGCCUUCUCCAUCAUCAACUACGCCAACGAGCUGGUCACCUACGAGUGGAACGACGAGGCACUCUACAAGUCCUUCAACGGCCUGAAAGAGCGAAACCCUCGGCUGCAGACGCUCCUGGCAGUUGGAGGAUGGAACUUUGGAACAAGCCAGUUCACCAUCAUGGUGUCCUCAGCAGCCAACAGGCAGACGUUCAUCCAGUCCUCCAUCAAGUUCCUCCGGACGCACGGCUUCGACGGGCUGGACCUGGACUGGGAGUACCCCGGAGCUCGAGGGAGCCCCCCAGAGGACAAGCAGAGGUUCACAGUGCUGUGCAAGGAGCUGACGGAGGCGUUUGAGGUGGAGGGGCGCGAGUCGGGCCGUCCCAGGCUGCUCCUCUCGGCAGCGGUGGCCGCCGGCAAGGGGAACAUCGACGGCGGCUACGAAAUUGCCGAAGUCUCUCAACACCUGGACUUCAUCAACGUGAUGACCUACGACUUCCACGGCGCCUGGGACAGCUUCACCGGACACAACAGCCCCCUGUACGGGAGCGCCACGGACGAGGGCGAGCACGUGUACUUCAACACGGACUUUGCCAUGCGGUACUGGCGGGACCAGGGCACGCCAGCGGAGAAGCUGCUGAUGGGCUUUGCCACGUACGGCCGCACCUUCCGCCUGACGUCCGCCGAUCACGUGGUGGGGGCCCCGGCCAGCGGCGCGGCCCCCGCCGGGCCCUACACCCGGGAGGCCGGCUUCUGGUCCUACUACGAGAUCUGUAAUUUCCUCCGCGGAGCUACAGUGCAGUGGCUGACGGAUCAGAAGGUUCCCUACGCCACGAAAGGAAACGAAUGGGUGGGCUUCGACAGCAAAGAGAGCUACGAGAUUAAGGUUCGUUACCUGAAGGACAAUAAGUUUGGCGGGGCCUUCGUUUGGGCACUGGACCUGGACGACUUCUCUGGACAGUACUGCGGUGGAGAACGUUAUCCUCUGAUGAACUACCUGCGUACCCUGCUCAAUACAGAUUUGCCCCCCCUGCCCCCUACGAUCAAGCCAACUGGGGAGGCUGCGACAACCACCACCACCGCCGCCGCCCCCACCACCACCACCACGACCAGCCCUCCCAACAUGCCCGGAGAAGGGUUCUGUGCCAACCAGCACGAUGGCCUGUAUGCCGCCGAGCAUGAUCCCAACGCCUUCUACCAGUGCUUCAACGGCCACACCUACGUGCAGAAGUGCAACACCGACCUCAUCUUCAACGACAGCUGCAAGUGCUGUGACUGGAAAUAACUACCCCCCCCCCCCCCCCCCCGA